This is a messenger RNA of Drosophila innubila, 496 nucleotides long. RefSeq names its product cuticle protein 8. The record is from RefSeq and is a predicted model, not a curated record. The transcript is spliced from 3 exons. Gene Ontology annotation, cellular component: extracellular matrix. The coding region runs from base 89 to 496 and encodes 135 amino acids. NCBI's taxonomy places the organism in Eukaryota, Metazoa, Arthropoda, Insecta, Diptera, Drosophilidae.
GUUGUGCCAGUUCAGUUCAAAGUUGUAAACGAAUCCUUCGUCCUUUUGUUGUUCGCGUCGUGUGUUACCACUGUGCUCAAUUUCAAACAUGAAGUACUUUGUUGCCAUCGCUCUGCUGUUCGCUGCCGCCCAGGCUGUGCCCAUUGAGCUGGGUCACUAUGCCCCAUCGCUGUUGCAGGUGCAUCAUGCACCAGUGCUGGCCCAUGCUGUGCAUGCGGAACCGGUGGCCUAUCCCAAAUACUCCUUCAACUACGGCAUCAAGGAUCCCCAUACCGGCGACAUCAAGUCUCAGGCUGAGGAGCGUGAUGGUGAUGUUGUAAAGGGCCAAUACUCGCUGGUCGAGCCCGAUGGCUCUGUGCGCACCGUUGACUACACCGCCGAUGACCACCAUGGAUUCAAUGCCGUCGUCCACAAGACCGCGCCCAAGAUCAUUGCUCAUGCGCCCGUCGUGCACGCUCCCGUGCUGGCACAUGCUCCUCUGCUGCACCAUUAUUAA